ACAAAAUGUAAACAAAAUGUUGUGCAAAAGAGCUCUUGCUGGAUCGUGCAAUAAAUCAGACAUAUGCCAUCAGUUAACAGAUCAAAUAUUUACAUAUAUAAUCCCUGUGAUCUCCCAGAGCUGUUUUGGUGGCACAUGGAGAACCUACAUUAGGCAGGUGGUAUUAAUGUUAUUUCUGAUCCGUGUACUUUCCAAAGUGGAUUUAAUGGAUGUAUGGUGUGUAUAAACUGCAAAUGUCAAAAUUGAGCGUCAAGGCAUAAUUCAAAGGCUUAAAUUCUAACAAAUUUUACUUAGUUGCCAAUUCUGCGGUAUACAUAAACAAGGCACCGAGAUGUUUUAUUAGCUUCAAAAAGCCUUCUCUUUGCUGAGGCGUCGCUCCUGUCCAGUAGAUGGCAGUGAAGUGUCAAGUGUGUGCAUUGUGACUGGCAGAAGAAGUGACCUUUUCGUGUGCAUUCAUAUAACACUGCAAAUAGUCAGUGUGUUUGUACGGAUACAUAUAAUUUUCAGUUAUUUUCUCAGUAAUAGCGCAUCAUGUUUGCAGCUAGAGGAAUUUUGCGGCUUGCACAGCGGUUGGCCGGGGUUGGUGUGUCUCGGCGGGGAUGUGCUGGUGCAGUUCCCGUGGACGACAUCGUAAAUGGACUUACAGACGAGCAGAUCCAGCUCAGACAGACGGUUCAGCGGUUCUGUCAGGAGAAGCUUGCUCCCUAUGCUGAUGAAAUAGACAAGGCGAACGAGUUUCCGCGCCUGAGAGACUUUUGGAAAGAGGCAGGUGAACUUGGAUUGCUUGGCAUCACAGCUCCAGUGGAGUAUGGUGGCACAGGACUGGGCUAUCUUGAUCAUGUAAUUGUGAUGGAGGAGAUAUCACGGGUGUCAGCAGCUAUAGCGCUAAGCUACGGCGCACAUUCUAACCUCUGUGUCAAUCAGCUUGUGCGUCAUGGCAACCAGAAACAGAAAGAGAAAUAUCUCCCGAAGUUAAUUACAGGAGAACAUGUGGGUGCCCUGGCCAUGAGUGAGCCCAACUCUGGCUCUGAUGUAGUAUCCAUGAAGAUGACAGCGAAGAAAGAGGGUGACCACUACGUGUUGAACGGUAAUAAGUUCUGGAUUACGAACGGACCCGAUGCGGACGUUCUGAUUGUGUAUGCAAAGACAGACGUCGACGCGGUCGCACGUGGAAUCUCGGCGUUCAUCGUGGAAAAGGGAACGCCUGGUUUCAGUACAGCGCAGAAGCUGGAUAAGCUGGGAAUGAGAGGCUCCAACACGUGUGAGCUCAUCUUUGAAGACUGCAGAGUUCCAGAGAAGAACAUGUUGGGACCGGUGAACAAAGGUGUGUACGUACUGAUGAGUGGACUUGACCUGGAGAGGCUUGUGCUCUCAGCCGGGCCUAUUGGCAUUAUGCAGGCUGUGCUUGACCACGCUAUUCCUUAUCUGCAUGUCCGAGAAGCAUUUGGCCAGAAGAUCGGCCACUUCCAGCUGAUGCAAGGAAAGAUGGCCGACAUGUACACACGACUCGGUGCAUGCCGCCAGUACGUGUAUAACGUAGCCCGUGCGUGUGACAAAGGCCAUUUCAGCGGCAUGGACUGUGCUGGGGUAAUCCUUUAUUGUGCUGAGAACGCGACUCAGGUUGCCUUGGACGGGAUUCAGUGCCUGGGUGGAAACGGUUAUGUCAACGAUUACCCGAUGGGCCGCUUCCUGCGAGACGCUAAGCUCUACGAGAUCGGCGCAGGUACCAGUGAGGUCCGAAGGAUGGUUAUUGGCAGAGCCUUCAACUCCAUGUUUAAAUAAGACUGCAAUCCAGAAAAGAGUUGUUACGAGAGAUCUGUUUGAUGCCUUUCACUGAUUUCUAUUAUAUUACAGUAUAUGCACAGAAUACUUGCAUAAGGAGGAAAAAAAACUUGUCAGAUGGAUACUUUUUAAUGGUGCUGUACAACAGAACAGAAAAUGAAGAGAUAAGCAUAUGCAUUUAGUUUCAGUAGGUGAAUCUUGGUGAGCAAUUAAUAGUCUGUGUUGACAGUCUUAGCAAAGCUAAAACGUGAAAAAUCUGUUUUCUAUAAAGCAGACUCAUAAUAUUUACUCUUCAAUGCUCGCUACUGCAGUUUAGGGAGGAAAAACACUAUAAUAAUGUGAAAGGAGUUUCUCUUUUUUUUUUUUUUUUUGUCUGUACACCUCGUGUAAUUCUGUAGUAUACAGAGACCUGUGUAUAAAAGAAAUCAAUUGUUAAUGGUGUCUUUCCAAUAUAAUUGCCUGUUGCAAAGUAUUUUGUAUGCCUUGUAUUCUUAACGAAAUUAAGUCAAAUAGGCUACUAUAUUUUGGCAAAUCAAGGUUUUGUUCAUUGAAAUGUGCUUUUAAAGCAUAAUUAAUACUGCAUUAAUUAUAGCUCAAAUUAAAAUAAUAUUUCAAAUGCAUGAUGGCAAUAUUUAUUUGUUCAUAUGUAUAUACACAGCCUCGGUUCUAAGAUUCUGGUCCAUGAUUGCAUCACAUAAUUGUUGGAGAUUUGUCAGCUGCACAUUUGUCUUGUGAAUCUCCCAUUCUACCACAUCCCCAAGGUACUGUUUUGGAUACAGAUCUGGUGUCUGGGGAAACCAUUCAAGUACACUGAGCUCAUGGUCAUGUUCAUGGAACCAAUUUGAGACAUAACUGCUUUGUUACAAUUAUGCUGGCAGUAGAAUUUAGGAAAUGCACAAAUUGUGGGCUUAGGGGGAUGCGUGUGAUCAGAUACAAUACUCGGCUAAUCUGCAGUGCAGGUUGAAUUUACGCUAUUAAUGCCCAAUUCUGACUUGAGAAAUCAAAUUAAGUAAUCAAGAGUCAUUAGAUCUGGCAAUGUUUUUCCAGUCUUCUAGAGUGUUUCCUGUUUCUGUUUGCAUCUGCACACAGUUUCCUAUAUUUUGUGACAGCAGUAAAAACCUGAUGUGGUUGUUCAUUUAAAGAUUUUACUUCCUGUUCACCACGGUUGUAAAGAAUGGCUAUUUAAGUUGCUGUAGCCUUUAGUGCCAGCUCAUACUUGCUUGACUAUUCCCCUGUGACCUUUCUUUUUCAAUACAGACGGCCACUGGAUGUUUUGGUUUUCUAUACAUGUGGUUUGGAAAUAAUCAAACGAGUCUGUCUGGCGCUAAUAACCGUGUCAUAUUUCUAGCAAUUAUCAGUUUGGAAAUGCUCCCAAAAAUAACUAAUUAAAGAAUCUGUGUGUUUUUCCAGUUGAUUUAAAAAUAAAAUUAAAAAUCCAUAUCUGUAUAAAAUAAAAGUGGCUUUGUCAUUA
Molecule: messenger RNA, 3253 nt
Organism: Silurus meridionalis
Lineage: Eukaryota; Metazoa; Chordata; Actinopteri; Siluriformes; Siluridae
Gene: ivd
Product: isovaleryl-CoA dehydrogenase
Exons: 12
Coding region: 532-1782 (416 amino acids)
Biological process (GO): L-leucine catabolic process
Cellular component (GO): mitochondrion
Molecular function (GO): 3-methylbutanoyl-CoA dehydrogenase activity; flavin adenine dinucleotide binding
Source: RefSeq, a predicted model, not a curated record